Messenger RNA from Odontomachus brunneus, 8977 nucleotides. RefSeq lists its product as uncharacterized. Gene Ontology annotation, biological process: regulation of sodium ion transport. The transcript is spliced from 6 exons. Bases 1312 to 2697 code for a protein of 461 amino acids. NCBI's taxonomy places the organism in Eukaryota, Metazoa, Arthropoda, Insecta, Hymenoptera, Formicidae. The record is from RefSeq and is a predicted model, not a curated record. Gene Ontology annotation, molecular function: sodium channel regulator activity.
UAGUUGCACGGCCACCUCGCGUGUGUUUGCGCGAUCGCGAUUCUCCUCCUCGGGAUGAAAAGAUCACGGCGCCGCGAUAACCCUGCGGACCGAAACGAUCGUGAGGUCGUCGCUCGGUAUCGAUGAUCCAACGGAGGAGAAGCCGUCCAACGAUCGCGCGAUCAAUCCUCGUGGACGAAGUCACUUUCGACGGAGCGUCGGUUGCGCUAAUAUACGAUCGGCGCGAAGUGGCGAAGUGUCAAUUUUGCUAGGAGAGAAGUGAAGUGGACACGAUGGGAAAAACGGUGAACGUUGCGAAUCGCGAAGAGAAUAUCGAGCAGUCGGUCUCUUGAAUUCUCGCUUGAAUGAUACGAAAGAUUUGUCAACGAAAUUGCGGAACAAAGGAUUUCUUUUCGCACACGCUGAAGGGAUUUCGCUGAAACGUUUCAUAGAAACGCAAGCACAAUCGUAUAUUUCACAUACAGAUUGCAUCGUACUCGCAGAAUAAACAGACUUCUGCGACAGGCCUGUUACUUUUCUGAAAGAGUGGAAGACACUGUAUCGAUAUUAAUCGUCGACAUCAAUCGCUCGAUAUCGAUAUGGCCGCGCGGAGAUACACCUUCCGUCCCGAAGAGUACCAGGAAUCAUUGAACGAUUAGUAUACUUCAAGUCGAGGAAAAGCCAACUCGAGGAAAAGCCAACUCUGGCCUGAUUUUAUCAGGCACGCUUCUCGCACGAAUAGCGAACAGUCUCGCGUUAAACUGAACGACCAACAUAUUGUAAGAAUAUCGCUCGCGGAUCUCGCGUGAUUUCCGACGGUAAUCGACAGUUCUUCCCGAAAAGUUUCGCGCUCUUUCGAAAGUGACUCCCCGUUCCCGCCGACUUUCGAUAGCGGAUCCGUUUCUCCGUUCGGAAGAAGGGAAGAAAGGGAGAAAGAGGAAGGAAGAUUCGCGUGUAAAUUUCGCGGGGAGAGAAAGGCGAGGCUCGAACGAGGCUAUAUACGCUAUUAAUCGUCCCCAAGAAUGAUGGACACGGCUAAAUAGCAUGUCCAUGGUAAAGCGACGUUCCGAGAACGCGAAUCCCAAAGGCAUUAUCGGCAAGAUAAUCGCUCGACCCAAGGUUACCCGCAAGUGGAACAACCAUUAGAGACGUCAUCGUACUAUCUUGCUAUUUUCGGAAUCGCUGCCCUCUGAAAUUUAUGACUGGUCUGGCAUUAAAAUUCGCGUAAGUUGAAACUGCCAUCUGAGGAAGGACUUAAAGAAGAAGAAGAAGAAGAAGAAAAAGAAGCGGGUGUUAGGAUCAAGGAAAAGACUGAUUGCAAAGUGUCACGCGAUGGGCCGAAGACAAAGGCGUCGUAUGGUACCGAAACAGGAUCGCAGAAUUUGCGCGUGCAUAUUCCUCUGCCAGUUCACCCUUGUCAUCAGUUCAGUGGCCUUGAUUUACCUCAGCGUGGCGAUCUACACUCCAUCGCACAGAGCUUUCCACGCCGGCAUCGAACCAGAACCGGUGAUGUGCCAAACAGUUAACUCUUCUAUGGUGAACAAUUGCGGGUGGACAAGUUGCGGCGAGUGGUGCUUAACCAAGACCAGUGGUUUGUGUAACCAGAUUCACGCGACUGUCAGACGUAACGGUACCGACGUAGUUUUCGAAAAUUGCACCAGGUUCAACACGAUCGCGUGUCCUCAGGUGAACAUGGGGAGCAUGAAGAAGUACAACUGCAACAACGGCAGUGAGUGCAGCAUGUUGUCGGGCGUGUUCAACUGCAGCAAAGGCCAUUGCGCCAACAUGAGCGAGCUGAUGCUCUGCCACCACAAGGCCGACGGUAUCAUCGUUGACAGCGAGAAGGAUAAUAUGAAACUGAACGGCUAUUUCAGCUGUCAGAAUUCUCGAUGCACGAAAAUCAAGAGCGCCUUCACCUGCGAUCGAUACUGCCCGAAUAUCACCACCAACGAGAUCAACGUGUACCUCAUGCAGGACGACAACGUCAUCUCCGCCAGGUGCUCCCGCGGGAUGGCCUGGAACAGAGCGAACGGCAGCUUGCCCGGUACAAGGCUUGACGAGCCCGUCAAGAUCUGGGAGGGUCAGAACAGCAGCAUCAUCGCAAGCUGUUACACCGUCACGAAGGAUGACGACGUCAUCAGCACAGAGGAUUGCGUGAAUGGCAGCUUGGUGAACGAUAUCCCGAUUCCGCAACCUUUCAUCAACUUCACGAGCUUCCUGAAAAUCUACGAGAGGAGUCUGCAGUAUCCGCUGGACCCUACGAACGCGUUCGUCCCUGCACAGCAGUCGUUGACGAUCUACAACAGCUCGCGACUCUAUAUUAAUCUCGAGCGCUGCGUUAACACCUUGAGAGGCGAGUGCAAGCAAUUUCAGCUCACCCACGGGCGCGAUGGUGACAAUCAGACCGCGCAGAGCAGGUAUCCGUGCUAUUAUAACAAGAACAAUUCAUUCUUCGUGGUGGCGCGCUUCGACCUGAAAAAGACGAAGACGGAGCUGCUGAUCGCGGUGAUCGUACCAUCCGCGCUCUUCCUCAUCAGCUUGGUCAGCCUAAUCAUCAUUAGUCAAUCAGUGCGAGUGGGAGACGACACGAGGAUGCGAUGCAGGUAUUGCGACGGCAAGCAGGAGGUCGAGGGUGAAGACGAGGGACUCGUGGAGGCGACGUCGUCCGCCACUCAGAGUCAAACCAACGAGAACGAGAUACGAAGUAUGGCCCUUUAGCAGUAUAAACCGCUCGGGAUAGGCGCCGCACUCGGUUACGAGAGAUUGCCAUUGAUUGACAUGGACGACGCCGAGGAUUCUUUCUAGGAAGAGACGAUCUCUGGGUUAUCGGAGUGUCGUCGACGUAUGGACACGCAUGGUGUACUUCAUCCAUCGCGAUUGACCCGCAUUUCCGGACGAACGGUUCGGAAAAUCACCCCGAGGAAACGAGACGAACACUCCCCACCAGUGGCACCCGUCCGAGUAGCGCGUAUCGGUGAAGUCGAGUUCGCAGACGGACUUGAACGUCGUCUUCCGGGAUGAAGUGUACUUGUAACUCUUCUCUUCUCGCUUAUAAUACACCCCGUCGUCGUGAGGUGCAACGAUACUACGAGAACACCGCGCACGCGACGAGAUUGAAUUCAUCGAGUAGUGAUCUCUGCCAGUGAAACUCUCAUCGAAAGUCGAACCCGUUUAGGGUCCAAGUUAGUUGCGAGUCUUUCUAUCGUGUACACCAAACUUUAUGAAUGCAAUCCUACUCUUAGUUAUUCUAACAUUCAUGACGGCACUUCAAAUUUUCGGUCAGGCGCAAUCAUAUAUAAAAUGUUCAUGUUGUAACUGUUGGGUAUUCUAGGAAUUGCUGAUGUCUCGAAUAAUCAACAAUAACGAUGCAAGUUGUUUAAAAAGUAUGUGGUCUAAUACAGAGAUAACGCGAAUUUAGCCAAAUCUCUAUCGUAUGUCAGGGUCAUCUUUUAUUAGAUUAAAUACGAUAGUGUAGAGCGAUCUAUCGAUUAGACUUUGUUUGACAGUGCAUCCAAGUGAACUUUGCGAGCGAUGGGUUUUGCAUUAGAUCACAUCGACAAAGACUGAACCAAACAGUUUCAUUGUUUCUUGCAACUUUUGGCAUAAUUUCACUGCAAUUAGAAAGAUUUUUAGCACUUAUGACUAUCGAUAAAACCUGUCUAACAUUCCAAAACAAAGGAACAAUUAAAACAAUGAACGCACAGAGAUACUCGAGGCGCUCAUUUGUCAAACAAAGACUAAUCGAUAGGUCACUCUAUACUAACUCUAUACUUAAUCUAAUAAAGAAUGACUCUGAAAUACGGUAAUAAGGAUUUAGCCAAAUUCGCGCUAUCUCUAUAUUAGAUCAUGUGCUUUUUAAACGAACCAUGUAAAUCACUUUAUAUAGUAAUUCAGUUAGUGACGAUUGUGUCACAAUUAUUUAAUUAUUUGUAUUAUAGUUUUAUGAUUUUUUUACUGAGAAUUAAAGGAACAAUUCAGAAAUGCUAAAUUUCCUUAUAAAAAGUUCUUUAGUAAUCUCUAGAGUGGUAUGGGAGUUCACCAUUAGCUAUUUUAACAUCUUUAAUCCUCCAUUGCCCUUGUAUGAGAUAAACGCUUAAUUGAAAUUUUAUUUCCUAAUUAUAUAGGUUUUGUUUUAAUAGUUGGCUUUGAAACUUUCUCACUUUUCAUUUACAACCUCUUAGAUUAUAUGAUUAGAUUGUAUGAUCGUUUUCUUAAUUUCGUUAGCAUUUUAUUAAUAGAUAUUAACUUUCCAUUGCUUUCGUGUAUGAGCGUUCAGUUAAAAUAUUAUUUUCUAAUUAUAUAAAAGUAGCUACAUAGAGAGAGUUGACUUUGAAACUUUCUCACUUUUCAUUUACAAUCUUUUAGAUUAUAUUUGUAUGGUUGUUUUCUGGUUUGUUAAUAUAACUUUUAUUGAUAGACUCUAGAAGUGUCAGCGCGCGCUCAUAGCGAGAGUAAAAUGAGGUUAAUGUGACUCGUGCUGUUACCAAAUUUAAGCUUUACUCUGAUGGAUCGAUAAUAAAUCAAUAUUUUAACACAUCUAUUCGUUUUUAUGAAGCUGUAUUAAUGUAAUUAUAAUUAAAUUUUCACUUAAAUUUAAUUAAUAACAGGCAUGGCACUUUACUCAUGCAAGAGUAUUAACGUUCAUCAGCCGAACGAGGACAGUGGAAGAUUAAAACUGCGCAAUGUAUGCAGUUAUACAUCUGAUGAAAUUUAAGAUUCUGUGAAUAAGCAAAUCGACUAUCUUUUGUCACUUUUAUAUCAUAUCGAUUUCGCUAUAUUAGAUUUAGCAUUUCUGAAAUGUCUCAUUUUGAAGUGUUUCUUUAAUUUUCAGUGAAAAACAAUUAUACAACUGAACUAUAAUACAAGUAAUUAAAUAAUUAGAACAAAAUCGUUAAUAAUCAUCGUAUUUAGUGGCCCAAAAACGUAAGAUUACAUGUACAACUUACGUUAUACUUUUUAGGCAGAAAUCUGUCCAUUUUACUCAUCGUUCUUGCAAAUGUCACUAUGCUAAGUAAUGGGAUUGUGUUUACGAAAUUCGGUAUACCAGCCGAAUAUGAGAAUCGAUAUUUCUAAACCGAUAUUCUCACUGUUGCCUUUGAUGUAUCGCUACCACGUUUGUUUGCGCGUGAGAACGAAUGAAUGAUCGAUCACACCGGUAUCAAUCGUUAAUGCGGCACAGCGUUAAGAAAUUUUGCCUCCAGAUUAACGUUAAGGGAACUUUCGAUAGGAUGUAUACGUUAACGAAGUAUGUAAUAGCUCGAUUAAUGCCGCCGUGUUCUAAUGAAAAUAGCGUUUACACACCGGAUAACGAUCAAGUGGCGGCAAACAAUUGUUCUCGUCCAAUAUACGCGUGCAUCGCAUACGUACGAGAGAUCUUUCAUCGACGAAAAUAGAGCGAUAUAAUAGAGAUAUAAACGGACAGAUGAGUGCCGAAGGAUCCGUUACGAAAUAUUUCGUGAAGUUUUUUCUACGAUAGUAUCCGCGCGAAACAUACAAACACACGAGAAGAAGAGAGAAAAACGAUGGACAUGCAUAAUCUCGAGAAAAAGUAUCGAAAUUCUAACACUCACAUUAAUAGUCGUUACUUCAUUAAUUCACAUCUCAUUAUAGUCUCUUAAUAGUCAUCUUCUCAAGUUGAAUUUGUAGACCCAUAGUAGUCAUUACUUGAAACUUACUUCAUGUGAGAUACUUAUAUUUGAAUUUAGAGUUAGAGAUAAAUUUUUCAGUUGAAUCACAAUUACAAAUGUGAUGUCGCAUAUAUUAUAUAAUUCGAAUAAAAAUCUUAUACUAAUUCUAAAUUUAGAUCUAUUUCACAUGAAAGAAAAAACAAAUUUCAAGCAAUGUCUUUUAAUAUGAGCCUUACACCAGUAUUCAAAGAUGUAGCUUGAGAAAUAAGCACUCCUUAUUGGCUAAAUUGCAUAGACUUUCCUUAACCAAACAAAUAGCUUGGAUAUCUUAUCUUAAAAGAAGUCGCGAGUUUCCUUGAGGCGGCGAUAGCAACCUUAUUAGUUGAAAAUGUGAUAAUAUAAGUGUCUUAAUCUUGUACGUGCUGUAGAGUACUGCUACUGACUAUUGCAUUGUACUGUGUAAUGAAGAUGGAUAACAAAGGAGAACGAAUAAAUAAAGGAUUCCAACGAUGGAUUUGAAAGUGAAAAGCGAAAAAUAAUAUUCGAUGGCGUUUACCAAAAAGAUAAAUUGAGUUUUACAAAAAUGAACUUUUUAGAAAACAAUAGGUUUAAUAAAGAAUGAGAUUGGUAUUCUAUUACCGUUGGUAAAUGAACAAUUACAGUAAAAUGAUAAUCGUGGACUACCAAUUUCUCCAUUAAUGUAAGCAUUUCUCCAUUUCCAAACUUCAGUCUUAUUUCUCAAAUCUAUUGCUCCUAUUCCUUUAUUUUCUAUAGUUUUUUCUUCUGAUAUUAAUUGUAUAAAAAGUAUCCACUCCAUUUCUGUUUAAUGAUUGCUUUUAGAUUCACAGUCUAUAAUUGUACGUGUAUAUCAACAAUUACACUUGUAUAGUUUUGUUAAAAAAAUGUUAUGAAAGACAAUGAAAGGUCAAAUUCAGUUGAAAUAAAAAAUUAGGUUAUACAUAUUAUAAAAUUAGGUUAUAAAAUUAGGUUAUACAUAUUCGCACAAACUUUACUGCACAAUGGCAUAAUUCAAGUUUUUCGUAAAUUACUAAAAGUUCACAAGCUCCUACUAGAAGGAAACCUUAAGAUCUUAUUAUGAAAUGUCUUGAUAAAAUAAAGUAUCUUCAUUGGAGACUUCCUCAGUCCUUAAGAUAAGAAUCAUCUAUGGAUACUGGUAUUAGAGAUAAAUGAAAUCUUUUCAGUUGAAUCGUGAUUACAGAGACACAUUAAUAUCGCAUAUAUCAUAUAAUUCAACUGAACAGUUUGAAUAUAAUUCUGAAUAUGAAAAUCUGAGUAUCUCACAUAAGACACAUUUCAACGACGUCCCAAAAACUGAGUACAGAGUACAAUUGUCAACAACUUGUUGUACAAUUUUGCGGGGCAGCUUCAUGCUUUCAAUGUUUCGAGAGAACUCUCCCUCACAGUUCUCGGGAUUGUAACUUUUCACAAUGACGCGUUGACCCACUUCUCAAAUUAUGGGAUUAAACAUGUCCACCGUAAAAAACGGACAAGUUUUCUUCGAUGUACAAAGUAGAUAGUAGAAGGACUCAGCGUUCUCGUACAAUAUUCGAUCAGCAACGAACAUAUGUUUAUAUUUUUUCUACAUCCAUCCACACGUACCGCGCUCCAACGCGACACUAUUGGGUACGCGAACGAUAUUGCAAUCAAUUUACGAGCGUGCGCGCAUUUCUGAUAUAUCGCCUGGUAGGAACAUCCCUGACGUGAUCUCCCAUUUCUGAUACGCGUACUCGAGCGCUACGACUGCCUAUACGUAAAUUACUUGUACAGUACGUUGUAUACCGCGUAUUGCGAUAUGUAAGAAUAAAUAUGUACAACACGCUUUCCCAGUGAAACAUUUACAUCCGCGGUACAAUCGAUAGCGCCUCGAUUCUCGUGCUAGUUUUCGCGUUGAUGUGUGUAUCCGAUCAAAAACAUGAUCUUGUCAUACGAUAAGCACUCGAGGCGACAAAAUCAACGAGCGCGCACUGUUGCGUUAAUUAUAAAUGCAGAUUUCGACGAUGAGUCAUUGGAGAGGCGCGAUUCCGCGAAAUUGUUCCCGGCUUUGCGUUAUUUGUUGCAACACGCAUUUCUAUCUCCGAUAUUUUACUGAAAGUAAAAUGAGUAACUCUUUCGGAAUAAAUAAUUAAUAAAUUACGGUUCGAUCGUGAUUUGAUUUACAUGCAAAACAUGAGAUAUUCAUAUUCUUCUAGAAAGAAAAGGAUUUAUUUAUUGACUGUGGAGAGAAACGCAUACAUAUAUAUUUUUUGUAUAAUAUUUAGCCGAGGUUACUAAAAGGACUUUAAUGCGUAUAAGUACUCACGCAUUCAACACAAGGCUAUUAAUAGACUUUGAUUAGGCAAUAAGUAAAUAUAAUAUCACGCGCAAGCAAACACACGUACACGCAAGCCGACUAGCUAGAAAUAAACGGGAAACAAGGAACAAAGACUUUUCUAACAUCACUGUGCUCUAUGUGCCUUCUUCCGCUUUCGAUGGAGCCAAUAAGGUGUAACUACGAGUAUAAAUACUUACGAGUGCUAUAAUCAGAGGUAAGUUCGCAAGGUAUCUCUUUCACUCUUAGAAACGAUCGCUGUAGUUAUCUGUCAUCGAUAAAAAUAUAGCGACUUUCCGACACGGACGUGCCGAAAUCCAUGCUCGAUCUCACGUGUGUUUACGUUUUGUACGUGAGAAAAUCGCGACACGAGAGAAGCCCAAUCGAUACCAAGUAUUUAUAUAAAUAUCACACACAUUUGUACACUGAGAGAAAAAAAUGAUUGGUCUAACUAAAAUUAUAGUUCUUUUUUAUCCCAAUCAUAUUUUUUGUAGCAAAAUAGUAAUAUCGUAAUAUGCGUAUAAGGUUAUUACCAUAAACAUUAUAGUAGAAUUCAAUAAGAAAUUAGUUUUCUUGACCAUAAUUUAUAGUAAUUGUUCCUCUGUGUAAUUAUAUAUACUUAUAAAUAUCAAACAUUUUGUCUCAGUGUACAACUCAUGAAACUUAUUUAUUUGGAAUUGAUGAAGCGACUAGAUGUGUGUGUGCAACUGAAGUAAUCAACGAAAGUAUUCCCAAACCAAUUGUUAACGAAGACAAUGAUUACGAGGGAACAAUGUAGUGAUCAGUUGUCAGUCGAACGAAUAUACAAACACGUGACGAGAGAUUGUAUAUGUGAUCGAUUAAAUGCUUACUUUUAGCAAAAGCGAGAGUGGGAAAAGGGAGAAUUAAAAUUCUCUUUAUGUCUGUGAAAUUACGGCGAACAAUGUAGAAUACACAUAAAUUCCGUGGUAUGACUUUAUGUCGAACAUAUUUGUAACGCGAUAUGCAUGUGUGUGUAUAUGCGAAUUGUAUAACAUUAUCUCUCUCUUUUUUUUUAAUAAAA